AUGUUUAAUAGAUCUUUGUCUUUGAUCGCCAAGGGCCAGCAGCCGCAACAACAGCACGCAUUGCUUUCCAGAACCCUAAUUGGAACAUUCCGUGGUUCUAAGCAAGUUGGAUUACCUUCAAUUGUCAGUCUGAGAUAUUAUUCUGCUGCUAAAAAUGGUGAACCUGAAAAAGUAAAGGAACCUUUGAUGGAAAGGAUUAAACACGAAGUCAAACAUUAUGUCAAUGGUACAAAACUUUUGGGUUAUGAAAUUAAAAUUUCAACAAAAUUGUUGAUUAAAUUCGGUCAAGGUUAUGAACUAACCAGACGUGAAACAAACCAAUUGAAAAGAACUAUCAGUGAUGUGUUCAGAUUAAUCCCAUUUUCUGCUUUCAUCAUUAUUCCAUUUGCAGAAUUACUAUUACCUAUAGCUUUGAAAAUAUUCCCAAACCUAUUGCCUUCAACUUACGAAUCAGGUAAGGAUAAACAAUUGAAAAGAGAUAAAUUGUUAGAUACAAGAAGAAAAACUUCAAAUUUUUUACAUGAAACUUUAGAAGAAUCAAAUUUAUUAAACUAUAAUUCUAUUGAAAAUACUGAAAAAAAGCAAGCCUUCUUAAAUUUCUUCAGAAAACUAUACGAUGAGGCUAACAAAGAUAAGUCUGAUAUCUUUUCACAUCAAGAAAUUUUGAAAAUUGCAAACAUGUUUAAAAAUGAUACUAUUUUAGAUAAUUUAUCAAGACCUCAAUUAGUUGCAAUCUGUAAAUUCAUGUCUCUAAGACCAUUCGGUAACGAUAAUUUAAUUCGUUAUCAAAUUCGUCAUAAAUUAAAAUCAAUUAUGCAAGAUGAUAUCACUAUAGAUUAUGAAGGUGUCCAAAGUUUAUCUCCUGAAGAAUUGCACCAAGCCUGUGUCUCUCGUGGUAUCAAAGCUUUCGGAACUUCUCAAGAAGAUUUACAAAACUUCUUGAAAGUUUGGUUAGAAUUAAGACUAAGACAAAAAGUUCCUUCCGUAUUGAUGGUUCUAUGUUCAACAUAUACUUUUGGUGGUACCACUAGUGAUAUUGCCAAUAAGGUCAUUUCUGCAGUUGAUCCUUCAUCUCCAAAGACCAGAUAUAAUGAAAUCUUAGAUUUGUACUAUGAAGGUAUUUUCCAAGUUCUAAGUUCCAUCCCUGAUCCUGUAUAUAAUGUCGCUAAGUUAGAUGUGACCGAAUCUAAACCAACUGAAGACGAUUUGAAACAAGCUGAGGAAAUAAAAGCAACCCCAACUGAGGCUGCUACCGAAUCCACUACAAAGGUAGAAAGUCCAGUUGAAACACCUGCUGAAUCUCCUAAGACUACCGAACCAACAACUAUCAAGGAGACUAUUGAAAAGGAACAACCAAAGGUUGAAACUGAACAAACCGAUGAAAAGCCUGUUGAAAUUGAAACCACUUCAAAACCUGACGACAGCGAAUUCAAACUAAGUGUCUUGAAAGAACAAGAAGAAAUGAUCAAGAAGGAAGAAAUGGAAGCUAAGGCAAGAAAAACUAGAGACCAAGUUGUGACAGAUGAUAUCAAUUUGGAUGAAGAAGAGGCUACUGCUCUUCCGAAAAGUGAUAAAAUGACUCCAGAAGAAAUUAAGUCCAAAUAA
Messenger RNA from Vanderwaltozyma polyspora DSM 70294, 1605 nucleotides. It is a transcript of the gene MDM38, whose product is annotated as ribosome-binding protein MDM38. The transcript has a single exon. The record is from RefSeq and is a predicted model, not a curated record. Gene Ontology annotation, cellular component: mitochondrial inner membrane. Gene Ontology annotation, biological process: intracellular monoatomic cation homeostasis. Lineage: Eukaryota; Fungi; Ascomycota; Saccharomycetes; Saccharomycetales; Saccharomycetaceae. Bases 1 to 1605 code for a protein of 534 amino acids. Gene Ontology annotation, molecular function: ribosome binding.